AUGCAGACGUUGAUUCUGAGCCUUUCUCUUCUUACCCUCGGAAUCGCGCCAACUGCCCUUGCGGGCUCUGAUAAACUCUGCGUCGAGGUUGCAGAUGAGUUCAUGCCUGGCGAGUGCUCUGUCAAAAUAAUCUGGGGUCGCCUAAGAGAUGCAACUGUGGGUGAUACCCCUCUAGACUUUCCACCUCCCUUCAAUUACAGCAUCCAAGGCACAUUCUUCGAUGCAAACGGGAGGGUAAUCUCAGAUCAAUCAACCCUCGGGGAUUGUAGUAAUGUACAUGCGAAAGAACAAAGCGAUUGUCGCUUUGGUUCCAAAGUUUUCCCUUAUAAAAUGAAAGUUGCGCCGGGCGCGGGCACGGGAGGGGACUUUUUGCAGUUUAACUAUGGGGAUCUAGAAUGGCAUACGAACUCCAAUCCCUCAGACGGGCGGAAGUUUGUAGGGGACAAGACCAAGGGGAGCGGGCCUUGGUGUAAUGUGAAGACCGAUUGGACCAAAUGGUCGGGAGAGAUGGAAACAGACGGUGAAUCGUUUGUUUUACCCUCUACUUAUGAUAAAACCAAGGACCAAAAGGUUGAGACGAGAGAAGUGGAAUGCUCCUUCGCAUGCGAUGUAUUCGUUGUGGACGCGAGGCCCGGGAAGGGAAGUUUUAAGAAAUGUUCGGAAAGGAAUAACAAUCCCGUUGAGUGUCCUCCCCCAAUAUCAAUACCGGUGCCAGGUCCCCCUAUGCCGGUUCCCAUCCCUAUUCCUUGUAUACCUGCCCCUUGCGCACCUCCUCUGGUCGUUCCUCCUGUUCCUCCUCUUCCCCCCAUUGCAAACGGAACUAUCACGGGGACACUGCCAACCCUACCACCACCCCCAACGAUGAUGCCCGUUCGGGCGAAAACGACAAUUGAGACUAGGACCAGAACUACCAGCUUAGAUGAUGGACAAGGCCAAUGA
Orbilia oligospora ATCC 24927 is the source of this 939-nucleotide messenger RNA. RefSeq lists its product as uncharacterized. Lineage: Eukaryota; Fungi; Ascomycota; Orbiliomycetes; Orbiliales; Orbiliaceae. The record is from RefSeq and is a predicted model, not a curated record. Bases 1 to 939 code for a protein of 312 amino acids. The transcript is spliced from 2 exons.